GGUCUGACCCUGGUUGGUUGUGUCUAACUUGACGAAGCCUCGGACCGCAGUAUUUAUAGCGUGUGAGGGUCUCGUUAAAGCGGAGUUCCGCUGCCUCCAAAGAGCCGCUCAUCUACCGCUGCGGACAUCACUCUGAUCCCGGUUUGAGUCUCGCUGGGUGUGACGAUGGCAGAGAGCUCACACUGUUUCUACUGCCGGGAAGACCUCGGGGGGAAGAGGUUUGUUCGCAGCGAGGGCAGGCCGGUGUGCGUCCGCUGCCACACAAAGUUCUGCGCCAACUCCUGCGCCGAGUGCCACCGACCAAUCUCUGUGGAGACAAAAGAGCUCAGCCAUAAGGGCCGGUACUGGCAUGAGGAGUGUUUCCGUUGCGCCAAGUGUUACAAGCCUCUGGCCAAGGAGCCCUUCAGCACCAAGGAUGACCGCAUCAUGUGUGGGAAGUGCUGCUCCAGAGAGGAUGCUCCUCGGUGCCACUGCUGCUAUAAACCCAUACUGGCUGGCACCGAGAGUGUGGAGUACAAAGGCAACUCGUGGCACGACGAAUGUUUCACCUGUUUCAACUGUAAACGGCCAAUAGGGUCGCAGAGUUUCCUCUCCAAAGGAAAUGAUGUUUACUGCAGCCCCUGCUAUGACAAGAAGUUUGCCAAACACUGCAUCAGCUGCAAGAAGCCUAUAACCUCUGGAGGAGUGAACUACCAGGACCAGCCAUGGCACAGCCACUGUUUUGUGUGCAGCUCCUGCUCAAAGCCUCUGGCAGGGUCGAGUUUCACCAAACACCAGGACCAGGUCUUCUGUGUCGACUGUUACAAGAGCUCUGUGGCUAAGAAAUGCAGCGGCUGCCAAAACCCCAUCACAGGUUUUGGUAAAGGAGUGAACGUUGUGAACUAUGAGGGCAGCUCCUGGCAUGAGUACUGCUUCAACUGUAAGAGAUGCUCCCUCAGUCUGUCCAACAAGCCUUUCAUUACCAAGGGAAGAGACAUCCUCUGCACCGACUGUGGCAACAAGUAGUGACGGAGAGCCCGGUCAUGGUCUAAAAGCAGUUUAUGCAGUCAUUAAGUUUUUGUUUGUUUGUUUUAUUUUUGCAUUAGGGCCCGAGUCUUCAUUUCAAUAUUGUGUUUACUCAUUAUGUGACGGAACAUUGAGACCAAAAUGUAAUUUGUGUCCGCUGUUGAAAGUUUUCUCUGAUGCUGCAUGCUAACACUUCAACAUACACUGCGACAGAGGUGACUGGCUUUGUGCUAAAACUUUGAGAAGCCUGAAAGGUAAAUAGUCUGGCGUUUCCUGUAAUGUGAUGCUACGUGUGAAUCUACAGGUCAGAUUUUUAUUGAGCAGAUUGUUGUGCUUACAGUGUAUGCUCAGGUGUUAGCAUAAUGUUAGAGGUUAGUUUGUGUUUUUUUUUUUUAAAUUCAGGAAUCAAUGCUUGUAUGUUGCUGUUAGAUGACACAUGCAUUUGAAAUAAAUAUAUAAACUGGGAUCAUUUUAAUUGUAAUUUUUCAUUUUCUUUUAGCACAAAAAUACUGCUUAUAUUAGUGACUUAACUGUCUUGUUUUUCUAUGUUUGAAAUGUGAUAUUUUCCUAUGACCAAAAAAAGUGUUUGUUUUUUUAAAUAAUCAAAAUGAUAUCUGUUUCUAACUGCUAAUUGCGAAGGAAUUACGAUGCUUUUUGUAUUUUUCAAGUUAAUAAACUUUUAUGCACUUUUCUGAACCAUUUUCAAGAUAAAAAUAAAUAUCAGAUUGGAAUAUAUGCAGACUGCAUGCCUUGAUGUGUUGCUUAAAUGAAAUAAAUGUUCUAUGAAACUAA
This is a messenger RNA of Lates calcarifer (barramundi perch), 1797 nucleotides long. RefSeq names its product four and a half LIM domains protein 1. The record is from RefSeq and is a predicted model, not a curated record. Lineage: Eukaryota; Metazoa; Chordata; Actinopteri; Centropomidae. Gene Ontology annotation, biological process: muscle organ development. Gene Ontology annotation, molecular function: transmembrane transporter binding. Bases 166 to 1005 code for a protein of 279 amino acids. The transcript has 6 exons.